This is a messenger RNA of Arabidopsis lyrata subsp. lyrata, 1251 nucleotides long. RefSeq names its product sarcoplasmic reticulum histidine-rich calcium-binding protein-like. The transcript has 2 exons. Bases 1 to 873 code for a protein of 290 amino acids. The record is from RefSeq and is a predicted model, not a curated record. Lineage: Eukaryota; Viridiplantae; Streptophyta; Magnoliopsida; Brassicales; Brassicaceae.
AUGGGCAAUCGUAAAAACAAGCGUGUAACCAAAAAGACAAGGGACUUGGAAGAGGUGUUAGAAGAGAACAUUGCUCAAGGACAUGCGGCAGAUAUAGAGACUGAAGAAGCUGGUCAUGAUUUACUGAAUGGAGCUUGUAAUGAUGUAGUUAAUGAAGCUGGUAAUGAUGUAGGUACUGGAGCUGCAGGUAGCCUGAAUGAAGAAGAUGAGUUAGAAGAGAACUCUGAAGAACAGGCGGCAGAUGAGGAGAAUGAAGAACUUGGUAAUGAUGUAGUUAAUGGAGAUGAUGAGCAAACACAGAAUGUGCCUGAAGAACAGGCGGCAGAUGAGGAGAAUGAAGAACUUGGUAAUGAUGUAGUUAAUGGAGAUGAUGAGCAAACACAGAAUGUGCCUGAAGAACAGGCGGCAGAUGAUGAUAUAGUUGCUGAACCAAAGCGUAAAAAGCAACGAGGACCAACGAAGAUGAAACACAUCGCCAAGGAUCCAAAUGAAAAGCAACAUGUUGACUUCACUGAUAUGGGAGAACAUUGUGGCCCAGGGUCAGUGCUGUUAUCAUCAUACUUGGGUCCGUUAGUACGGGAACAUGUUCCUGUCAUAAUCGACACUUGGAAAAAAGUUGGUGAAGAUAUCAAAACUGUUCUGUGGAAAUCUAUUGAGGCAAGGUUUGACAUUGACGAAGACUAUAAGAAGACUGCUGUGUUUAAGCAGAUGGGAUGUCUCUGGAGAGCCUCCAAAUCACGUCUGGUGAGCAAGGUUAGGAAAGCUAGAACCAUGAAAGAUAGGAUGAGUCUGCGACCGAAUAAUGUACCUCCAACAGCAUGGCGUCUCUUUGUCAAAGCCAAGACUAGUAACGCCUUCAAGGUAUUCACUUAGUUGUCUUUGUUUAUUGGCCUGUAGAAUACUCACCUUUUUUUUCAUUCUAAUUCAGGUUGUAAGUGAUUCAUUUAAGGCAAGAAGGAAGAAGCAGAUACCUCACACUUGUGGGCGUAAAGGAAUGGUCAGAUUGAGAGAAGAAUUGGUAAAGAGUAGCUCAGAACCAUCUAAGAUCACAAGGCUAAAAGUUUGGGUCAAGUCGCGUACUAGGAAGGAUGGUACGCCUGUAAAUAUUACUGCUGCUGAAAAGAUUGUAAGUAUUGACUUUACCUAUCAGUAUGAUUUUAGAAAUUGGAUAUCCUGCUUGGUCCACCUUAUGAUCUGUAAUUGUGUUUGCAGCAAAAGGCAAAAGAGAUAGACACUGAAAGUCUUAAUGAU